Cordyceps fumosorosea ARSEF 2679 is the source of this 1362-nucleotide messenger RNA. Its product is annotated as methoxy mycolic acid synthase 1. The transcript is spliced from 2 exons. The record is from RefSeq and is a predicted model, not a curated record. NCBI's taxonomy places the organism in Eukaryota, Fungi, Ascomycota, Sordariomycetes, Hypocreales, Cordycipitaceae. The coding region runs from base 1 to 1362 and encodes 453 amino acids. Gene Ontology annotation, biological process: lipid biosynthetic process.
AUGGCUCUGAUUUCGUCACUAGCGACCCGCUUCCGUGGUUGGAGCCUGACCAUCCGAUCGCUCCUCCACAGGGCCGCUCGAAGCCUUGUUCUGGGCAGACUCGCAACCUUUUCUUCGGGCCUGCUGUGCAUACAAGACCCGUAUGGCUCUGAAAUCGCCGUCGUUGGUAACGCAAAGGCACACCAUUUCCAGGCCCCUGCGAUCCUGGUCGUCCACGAUGACGUCUUCUGGAUGCGGGCGCUCUUAUUUGGCGAUAUUGGCUUUUCCCAGAGCUACAUGCUACGGGAGAUUUCCACGCCGAAUCUCACCGCCGUCUUCGAGUUCUUCGUGCAGAAUGCCUCGAAGAAGAGCAUCCUCGCCAGCUGGCGCGUGGUCGGCCUCUUCAGCGCCAUGACGCGCGCCAUCUUCAGGCGCGCCAACGACAUAUCCGCGGCCAAGCUCAACGCCGUCGCGCACUACUCGUUGGGCAACGACAUGUUCUCGGCCUUUUUGAGCCCCGACAUGACGUACUCGGCCGCGCUGUGGCUACCGACCACAGAUCCCCGCUCGCAGGGCGAGACGCUGGAGGAGGCGCAGAUGCGGAAGCUUCAGUACGCCAUCUCGUCGGCGCGCAUCAAGUCGACGGACCACGUUUUGGAGGUCGGCAGCGGCUGGGGCAGCUUUGCCAUUCUCGCCGCCAAGAUGACAGGAUGUCGAGUGACGACCGUGACUCUGAGUCUGGCGCAGAAGCGGCUGGUCGAGAGUAGGGUCGCCGAAGCCAAGCUCUCCGAGCACGUUCAAGUGUUUCUCGGGGAUUAUCGCGAGGUCGGAUCUCUCAAUACCACCUUUGACAAGAUUGUCAGCAUAGAAAUGAUCGAGCAUGUGGGCCACGAGUUCCUAGACACGUACUUUGCAUGCAUGGACCGCUACCUGAAGAAUGAUGGCGUAGGAUACUUCCAGUGCAUCACGAUUCCCGAGGCGCGGUACGAUGCGUACGUCAAGGGCGAGGACUUUAUACAGAAGUACAUCUUUCCCGGUGGUCAUCUGCCGACGGUCAGCGGCCUGGUCCAUAGCAUCAACGUGGGAUCCGAGGGAAAGAUUGUGGUCGAGGAGAUACUGUCCUUUGGGGGGCACUACAUCAAAACUCUGCAGUGCUGGAGGGACAAUUUCCUCACCAACUUUAACGAGAUGAUUGCUCCGGCGUUGCGGAAAGAGCACCCGCACAUGACGGACGCAGAUUUGGAUAUUUUCAAGCGCAAGUGGAAUUAUUACUUUUGCUACUGCGAGGCGGGUUUCAGGACCAAGACCAUUGGCGAUGUCGGCAUCACAGUCGGCAGGGAGGGUGCAGUUGAGCUAUUAGAGAGAAUUCCAUUUAAUAGGUGA